AUGGCCGCGCUGGUUUUGGGCCUCGUCGUGGCCACGGCCGCCGUGGCUGCACCGGAUUGGAUGGACUGUCCAACACCAUGCAGAUGCAAGUGGAGUUCUGGGAAGAAGACCGCGCUCUGCAGAGAAGCUGGGUUCACUUCCAUACCUGGGACUCUUGAUGAAGACAUCCAAGUCCUCGACUUAUCUGGAAACGCCAUCUCCAAACUAUCUAAGUCUGCGUUUGAAAACGUCGGACUGAUACACCUACAAAGAAUAUACUUAUCCAAUGCUGGACUCACUGAGAUUCAUCGAGACGCAUUCAGGAAUCUCACGAUUCUCAUUGAGGUCGAUCUCUCACACAACGACAUCAGAGAGUUCCAUCCGAUGACAUUUAGAGGAAACGAAAGGCUUAGAGUGCUCUAUUUAAGUGGCAACCCUCUCACCAAGCUAGUUAGAGCUCAAUUCCCACCUCUACCACACCUCAGAACCUUGGAGCUAGAAGGCUGCAACCUAGAGUUCGUGCAUAAGGACGCUUUGAUUUACCUGGCAGCACUAGAAACCUUAAACCUCAAAUACAAUCUGCUACGUAAUAUCUCCGAAGCCACCUUUGUAAACCUAGCAAACCUGAAGACUUUAUUGCUAGACAGUAAUCCUUGGAGAUGUGACUGCGACUUACGUGGUUUCCGCAACUGGUUCCUCAACAGCAAGCUCUACUCAUUACCGCUACUUUGUUACGAACCUUUGAGGCUGACAGGAAAGCAUUGGGGAGACGUACCUCCAGAAGAAUUUGCAUGUCCCCCGCAAUUGUACCCUUAUCCUCAGCUUCAGGUUCAAGCUGAAGCAGGAGGACGUAUAACGUUCGGAUGUCGAGUAACAGGUGACCCAAUCCCUGAGGUAUCUUGGCUCUAUGAUGGAUACCCAAUUAAUCGCACCUGGAUCAUGAUAGAAGCAGAAUAUCAGUGGACAAAUGUGAGUGUGAAUAACGUGAGUGAAAGUGAUGUAGGGACCUACACCUGCUUGGCCAAGAACCUUUUGGACACCGCUUCAAUGAAUUUCAGCCUGGUGCUUCCAGAGGUAGUUACUGCGACCACAGUGAGCAAAUCGAACAAUAAAAUCGUUUGGUGGGGACUCCUAGUUGUCAGUUUGGCCGUAAUGUUCUCGGCAGUGAUUACCAUUACCGCAGUGUGUUGUGUGAGGAACAAGAAUUUGACUCAAAGGAGAAACUUGAAAGCGAGUGUUAGUUUUACGGAUCAGGAGAAGAAACUGUUGGAUGUGAGCAUUGCGACGACUACGGAUCGGGGUUCAGAUAGUUGUGAAGCUUUGGGACCUGAGGUGGAGAUGAUUGAACCACCUGUACAUAUUACUAUUGAAAGGGAACCGGUAAGUUCAAAUUUGGUAGGAAGAAAAAUUAAUACGAUGUGA
Acanthoscelides obtectus is the source of this 1401-nucleotide messenger RNA. The record is from the annotation of a GenBank genome assembly. NCBI's taxonomy places the organism in Eukaryota, Metazoa, Arthropoda, Insecta, Coleoptera, Chrysomelidae.